AUGUUUGGGCAACCUCGUCCCACCUUUGGUGGUUCAUCAACAGGAUUUGGAACCAGCUUCAGCACUCCAAACACUGCUUCCACUGGGUUUGGGAGUAGUUUUGGUAAACCUGCUUUUGGAAACCCUACCACAAGUUUUGGAGCCCCUGCUGCUCCAUUUGGUGCCACCACCUCUUCAGGUCCUUCACUAUUUGGGACAAAUACACAACCACAAACUGCAAGUUUGUUUGGCCAACAGCAGACAUCAUCAGGUUUUGGCUCUUCUGGUGGUGGAUUGUUUAGUCAGAGUCAGCCGAGUACUGGUUCAGGUUUGUUUGGAAGUAAUCCCUCUACUGGAUUUGGUGCUCAGCAGACAACACAGAAUAGACCUUUUGGGUUUGGUGCCACCAGCAGCACCAGCACCGCUGGAACAACUGGGCUGUUUGGAUCUACACAGUCGUCAACUAGCGGUGGACUUUUUAAUACACCAGGUGUGUUAAUAUUGUGACUUAGUAAUUAAAAU
Messenger RNA from Macrobrachium nipponense, 501 nucleotides. RefSeq names its product nuclear pore complex protein Nup98-Nup96-like. Lineage: Eukaryota; Metazoa; Arthropoda; Malacostraca; Decapoda; Palaemonidae. Bases 1 to 486 code for a protein of 161 amino acids. The record is from RefSeq and is a predicted model, not a curated record. The transcript has 3 exons.